AUGCCUGAGGUAGCUGAAGUUGCACAUGUAUGUGCUUUGCUUCGAAGAAACAUUUUAGGCUUCACCAUUAAAGAAGCCAAACUUAGUCUUGAUACUUUGCUCUUCCCAGCACUCAAGACUGCCAAAGACCAGGAAGGUACUUUAGCAGGUUUCACGGAUAAACUUAAUGGAGCAGAGGUUUCUUCAAUUGGCCGUCAUGGCAAGUACUUCUGGAUGAGACUUGCUAAGCCUGAGCUUGAACCGACUGUGAUGUUGAUGCACUUUGGUAUGACAGGCAUGGUGAAGCUUCGUGAUAUCGAGUCCCACUUGAUCUUCAUGGAAGGUGGUGGUGAUAAGAAAGUGUUGGACAGAGCCAUGCAGAAGGAUUUGUCUGAAGGUACGACUGACGAGAAUAAUACCAAUAAGAGAUCGAAUAAGCCGCCUAUAGAGACAGACGCGGAAGCGGAAUGGCCUCCAAGGUUCACGAAGUUUGAGUUGCUGCUUGAGAAGGCUGAUUCUGUGGUGAAGAAAGAGGGAGGUGAAGCAGAGCAAGCUUUACGGACUCUUGAUUUUGCUUUUACAGAUCCUCGAAGGCUAGGUAGGGUGCGUAUUCUUACUGGAUCUGAGUAUGCUACGGAUGAUCUUCUUUUACAGCAAGAUCCUCUUAAAAGUCUUGGACCAGACUACCUGAAGGCUGCCGAAGGUGAUGCUGUCAUGAAGGAAGAGGACGGUGUUGAUAGCUUCGAGUUUGGUGACCCGGAUCCGCAUCAUCACGGUCGUCCUAGACUUACUAAGGAAGAUUUCGCCCAACUUGUGCUCAGCAAAAAGAAGGCCAUUAAAUCUUUGCUCUUGGACCAGGAACAUUUCGCUGGCGUUGGUAACUGGGUAAGUGACGAGAUAUUGUUUCAUGCCAAAAUCCAUCCGAACGAGACUAUUUCCAAUAAGAUUGAAAGCCCUGCUGAUGAGAUCCUUGAAAGUUUGUAUAACGCAUUGAUCUAUGUGAUGGAGGAGAGUGUACGUGUGGAAGGCAACGUUCAUAGGUUUCCAGAUCAUUGGCUUAUGAUUUACAGAUGGGGCAAGGGUAGAAAAGUCAAGGCCAAAACCAAGGCUGGACACGCUGUGGAUCAUGUUACUGUUGGAGGCAGAACCAGCUGCUUCGUUCCAGAGAUUCAAAAACCGUUAAAGAAACGGAAAGGCGGUGAGGUCGAAGAGCUGCAGAAAAAGAGACUUAAGAAGUUCAAGAACGAAGAGGAGGAUUGA
Candidozyma haemuli is the source of this 1239-nucleotide messenger RNA. It is a transcript of the gene FPG1, whose product is annotated as Fpg1p. Gene Ontology annotation, molecular function: DNA-(apurinic or apyrimidinic site) endonuclease activity; zinc ion binding; DNA N-glycosylase activity. The transcript is spliced from 2 exons. Gene Ontology annotation, cellular component: nucleus. Bases 1 to 1239 code for a protein of 412 amino acids. Lineage: Eukaryota; Fungi; Ascomycota; Pichiomycetes; Serinales; Metschnikowiaceae. Gene Ontology annotation, biological process: base-excision repair. The record is from RefSeq and is a predicted model, not a curated record.